GGCAGCUACUCAGAUAACAAGGACCUUUAUAAGUCAGAUGAGAGGAGAAGUCUCUCUACAGCCCCCUGAUCCUCAGAAAGUUUACCAUGCAUCUAAAAGUGGUGAUCUUCGCCCUGUCAAUCUUGACAAUUUCAGCAAUCCCACUCCACCGUAACACCAGGGAGGCAACGUGGACUGACUCAAAGGCCAAUCAGGCUCAUGACAAGGCAGAACUCACAAAGGAUGUGGACACGAUCUACAAAAGCCACAUAGACAGCAGUGACCUUUACGACCAAGACAAUCACAGCAAAAACCCAGUGGCAGAGGAGAUGCAGCACAAACUCAAUAUGGAAUCAGAGCGUCUGCGAGCCCGUCUCCGCCAAGAGCUCGCUGAGCUGCAGGAGAGGUUAUCCCAAUCUUCAGCCCCCCUCAGCACCACCCUGGCCAGCAUGAGGGAGCGCUUGGCUCCCCUCACCCAGCAGCUCCAGAGCUCCCUCAGCAGCAACACCCAGGAUCUGUGUGGCCAGCUGAGCCGCUAUCUGCAGGGCCUGGAGACGGCAGAGGCCCAGGCAGCGGCCGGUCCCACUCUGUACCAAGAAGCCUUUCACUGGAUGAGUCAAACCCUGGAGCACAGCAACUCCAAGGUGGCUGACCUCAUCAGCAACUUCCAUAUUGAAACCAUAGCGGUGAUCGAACAUCUGAAAGAGAUCAGUGAGAGAGAGGCAGCCAAACCUGAACUCUGGCAGGAAAUCAGCUCCAGGUUGGGACAGGAAGUGAGUUCUCUGAGGAUGGAGGUGCAGAACAGGGUGGGGGCUCUCAAGGCAGAGCUUGCUGCUCUGCCAGAAAAUGUAUGGCCUAUUAAGGCAGAAGUGACAGCAAGUAUGGAGCGGUUCUGCCAAAAUGCAGCUCUGCAGAGCCAAGUGCUUCAGGGCCGGAUGGAGAGGUUGUUUCAGGGGCUGGAAGAGGAGCUGGGGGUCCAAGGAGACUCCGGCAUCUCUUUUUCUUCCCCCUCCUUGUUCAUUCAGCCUGGAGGCUCUUUGCAGGAGGAUUUCUCAGUGAAACUCUCUGCUCUGAUCCAAGACAUUCUGCACUCUGUGCAGUGACAUUUAAAAACUAACAAUUAACCGCUGACAUGGACCUUGAGAUCAUUUGAUUUGCAUUCUUGUCCAUGAGUUUGGUCUGUUUUUUGCCAUUGUAAAGUAAGUUGCUUGUAAAUAUUUAUGUUUGGUUUUGAUUGAUGUUUUAUUCUGAAUGUGAAUAAGUGUAGAAAUGUCAGUAUAUAUUUACUGAACUCUGUAAAAAGAUGCUGCUUGUGGAGAGUAAAGUCAUUGAUAAUACAAAUUGCUGUUUUUUAAUUACGUAAUAAAAACCACAGAGUGCAAUACCAA
This is a messenger RNA of Plectropomus leopardus (leopard coralgrouper), 1367 nucleotides long. RefSeq lists its product as uncharacterized. Gene Ontology annotation, cellular component: very-low-density lipoprotein particle; high-density lipoprotein particle; low-density lipoprotein particle. Gene Ontology annotation, molecular function: phospholipid binding; cholesterol transfer activity; phosphatidylcholine-sterol O-acyltransferase activator activity. The record is from RefSeq and is a predicted model, not a curated record. Lineage: Eukaryota; Metazoa; Chordata; Actinopteri; Perciformes; Serranidae. Gene Ontology annotation, biological process: cholesterol efflux; acylglycerol homeostasis; phospholipid efflux.